UUUGGUCUUAGGUUAGGUUUGUGAAUGAUGUGUUUAUUUAUUUUACGAGUACAUGAUAUUCAACUGUUAAGUGUUAUUUAUAUUUUUAAUCUUAGAUAGAUAGAGAGAUUUAUUAUUCAAAAGUUAUACAGUUUCCUGCAAAACUGUUUUCACAGUUUGUUUAUACAUGUCUAUUUAGCAAAUAUAUAUUGGUAGAAAUGAAUGACGAAUAUAUGCACUCUGAUAGCAAUAUAAUAUAUGUCGAUGAAAACAUACCAGGGCCUUUUGAGGACAGUGUUGAAUACAAUAAUAUAGUAUGUAAUUUUAAUUCACGGUUAAUAAAUUACUGCAAAUGCUAUUUAAUAUGUACAACAGGAUCCUGCCAAUGCUUGAUGAAAUCAGGAGAUGCUAAUUAUCAAAUGGAAGGAUAUACAUUAAACUUCCAAAAAGAUAUUGGUGACUUAUCUUAUCCAAUUAUAGAAUGCAACAGUUUAUGUACUUGUUCGCAGAGCUGUGGAAACCGUGUGGUUCAGAAAGGACCUAUUAAUUGUUUAGAAGUAAAAACAUGUGGAAACAUAUCCAAGGGUAAAGGACUCUUCACUACCCAGUUCAUUCCUAGAGGUACUUUUAUAUGUGAAUAUGCUGGUGAGAUUAUAACUCCUGAACAAGCUAAGAAGCGGCAUAAAUUAAAUGACACACUCAAAAAAAUGAACUAUAUAUUUUGCCUCAAUGAAUAUUGCGAUGGAACACAAUUGCAGAUGAUAGUAGAUCCAAGUGAGGUUGGCAAUAUUGGUCGCUACAUUAACCAUAGUUGCGAUCCUAACUGUCUAAUUGUACCUGUCAGAGUUAAUAAUCCUUUACCCAAAUUGGCUAUAUUCUCUCAAGUAGAUAUACAUCCUGGUUCUGAAAUAACAUAUAAUUAUGGUUCAAACAGUUUUGUUAAUUCACAAGAAGUAGAAAAUAGGAAAAAAUGUUUAUGCGACAGUAACAACUGCUUGGGCCUAAUGCCUUCUGACAAAUAUUAACAUGUUUUGUGUGUUAAAAAUGAUGCUGCUGUAACUAUUGAAAAACAGAAUAACAAAACUCAUAGGGGAAGUUACAUGUGUUGCCAAACGGGAGGCCACGUCAACUAAAUGUGCUGUCGGUGCCCAUUGAAGAUUACUCCUCCAUCAGACUCCCCAUCUACUAAGCUGGAAUUUAAUUAACACGUGGUUAAUAAUUAAAAAAGGUAUAUCAUAAAAUUACUAUUAACUUAAAUUAUAUAUAUAAUUAAAAUUAAAUAACUUUUUGUU
Molecule: messenger RNA, 1271 nt
Organism: Cydia strobilella
Lineage: Eukaryota; Metazoa; Arthropoda; Insecta; Lepidoptera; Tortricidae
Product: probable histone-lysine N-methyltransferase set-23
Exons: 2
Coding region: 198-1004 (268 amino acids)
Cellular component (GO): nucleus
Molecular function (GO): zinc ion binding; protein binding; histone methyltransferase activity
Source: RefSeq, a predicted model, not a curated record